This is a messenger RNA of Peronospora farinosa, 2166 nucleotides long. The record is from the annotation of a GenBank genome assembly. Lineage: Eukaryota; Oomycota; Peronosporomycetes; Peronosporales; Peronosporaceae.
AUGCAUCGAACACGUCAUUCAUCGCUUGAUUAUGUAGACAAGAAGAUCUCUUCACAAGAAGAAUGGUCGGAAUUUUUAUCGACAAGUAUGAUGGCCUUAUCUACCGCUGAUUCGGAAACUUCACCGCCUCCUUGUACGAUGACAUCGCCUACACGCCGUCGUCAUCAUGAGUCAAGUGAUAUUUCUAGUGGUCGUCGUGUUGGGAAACCUCGUGGGAUGUCAAUGAACGAGACCGUGUCACCUUUAAGAGACGCCUGGCGUCCAUUGGGUCGACGUAUUGCAUCUCCUUCUCCACCUCCAACGCUCACACGCUCGUCUUCAAGCUCAUUGGAAUCGACAUCGUCAUUGGAGAAUCAAACACAAUCUCAUCAAGCUCAUACGAGUGUCAUCUCGACAACUUUUGGACAUGGAGAGAGCAAUCCGUCACUUAUAAAGACAACGGACAUGAAGCUUCAAAAUGCCGUUAAUUUUGGAAUGGGGGGUGCAUGUCUAUCGUCCUCUAGCUCAUCAUCCUAUGACUCGUCGUCAGUAGAUGAGGAACGACAGGAAGGAGCUAUGGGUUUAGUCGUGGCUGCAUCAUCAUCUAUGGACUCGUCCUAUGCGGACUCUUGUCUUCCGAUGCUUGCAGAACUACCUCGUCCUCCGAGAAGUAUCAGUGUGGACAGUGGUAAUGAAAAUCGAACGAGUUCGCUCGUACAUGUCAAGUCACCGGUCCUUGGGAACAGGAAAGAUGCUCAGACGUGGCAAUUGCAGGAUGAAGAAUUUUUCAUGACGUCUCCACGUUUUGGAACGUCAUUAGGCAACAGAGAAAGAGGACACCUCGAUCUUUUUCGUGACAAUACUGGUGGCUCGUUGCUCGCUGCUGAGGCUGAUAACCGGUAUGACGACGAGUAUCAGGUCCACCCUAGAUUGACCAAGGAUUCGCGCGCCUCAUCGGUGGAUUUCACGAUGGUUCACUCGCAUGAGGUCAGCCCGCCGUUACCUCCACCGCAGGAACCGCUGCAACGAUUGCGUGCGCGGUCUUUUUCGUACUCGGCGGCGUAUGGUACCACCGGAUAUAGUCCGUUCAAUAAACAGCAAUAUGGGCCCCCAUUUCCACAUCAGCCACACCUGCAACAGCUGCAGCAUGCGAUGGCGCGAGACUUCCAGCCAAAACUUCGCUGCUUUCAUUCUGGGGGUGUCAUGAUGCAAUCCGGGCAACCACAACCACCGCCUAGUGGUGUUCGUCCUCCGCGUGUCAGCAUUCCUACGGAUUCUCCCAUGCACCAAUACCAGUACGGACCACCGAUGCCGUAUCGUCGGUACUCCGAUGCGUUUGCAAUGCCACCUUACCCGGAUUCGGACACUGUUGAACACCAGGGUAACCAAUCGCCACAGAGCAACAUGGGUCGCGGAAUGCGCUCAUACAGCGUGGAGUACAGCAACUACCCGUCAUCGCGCCAAGCUCGUAGUCAAUCAAUGGAAGGUUCUCAGCUUUUUCCGUCCGCACCUCCAAUGGAAUAUCCUCCGUCAUUGAGUCGCAGCAACUCGGCCGAUGUCGCCUUUAAUUGGUCACGUGGACACAUGGAUUUGGCGCCCCCGCUACCUCCAGACGUACGACCUGUAAGUGGUGCUGCCCACUUCCCACCUCCGCCACCUGAGGCGUACUACUACGUGGAGUUUAAGCGAGGGCGACGGGAAGUGUUUGCUGGCCGUGCGGCGCACAAAGCUGGUGAAUACGUGAAGGUGGAAGCAGACCGGGGGGAAGACAUUGGUCGUAUCGUGCAACGCGCCACAGAUGUCUCUAAGGUUGGUGUAUGUAAAGAGUCUGGUAGUCCAGGGGAGGAGUCCACAGGGCGUAGCAAGCGUCAUGAAUUGCCGACAAAGAAGAUCAUUUGUGUGGCAAGCCAGCGUGAGUUUGAUAUGUUGAAUGAACAGCGUAAAGAAGAGCACGAGGUAUUUGAAGUGUGCAAAACCAAAGUGCGUCAGCGCCUGCUUCCUAUGAAUGUGAUUGACGCGGAAUAUCAGUUCGACCGUCACAAGCUGACAUUUUUUUUCGAAGCUGAUCGUCGUAUUGACUUCAGAGAGCUCGUUCGCGACCUCUUUGCUAUCUACAAGACGCGCAUCUGGUUGCAACAGGUCGUCCCGUCAGGGAAGAAGAUGGGGAGUGACCCCGAGGCAAAUUAA